UAUUUUAUUGUUGAUUUUUAUAUCAACUGUAAUCUCUGCAAAUACUAUUAUAACUAACAAUAAUAUAACGGAAAAGUCUAUCUAUUCAUGCGGUGGUAUGACUGAGACAUCAUAUCUAUCUGAUUGUUAUAAAUAUAAUAAUAGUAUCAAUAAAUGGCAAUCAAUUAAACCAAUGUCUACACCGAGAGUUGAUUUUAGUUUUGUAUCAUUGGAUUCAAAAUUGUAUGCAAUCGGAGGCCUGAAUGAUUACGGAGCUCUGAAUAGUGUUGAAACAUACAAUAAAACAACAAAUACAUGGAAACCAGUUUCAUCAAUGAAUUUACCUAGAUUUGUCUUCAGUGCUGCUAUAGUUAAUAAUAGUAUUUAUGUUUGCGGCGGAUAUAAUGGUACUAAUAAUUUAAAAUCAUGUGAAUAUUAUUCAUCAAAUCAGGAUAAAUGGUUUAAUACAACAUCAAUGACUAUUGAAAGACAGGGUCUAUCAAUGGUAUUACACGACGGGUUUAUCUAUGCUAUCGGCGGUUAUAUUAUCAAUAAUACUGAUACUACUAAUAAUAAUUAUACAAAUUUAGUGGAAAAAUUUGAUACAAAAUCCAAACAAUGGUCACCAAAUACAGCAAAUAUGCAAUUAUCAAGACAAAAUCCGGGUUCGGUAUCAUUUAGGGGCAAACUGUAUGUUUGCGGCGGUGAGGGUACUAAUGGCGAUGAAAAAUCAUGCGAAACCUAUGACCCGAAAACAAACAAAUGGUCGACAAUUGCCUCAAUGAAUGAUAAGCGAUCUAAUUUUAAUUUAYUGGUUAAUGAUAACAAUUUGUAUGCAUUGGGCAGCUCUGUUUUAAGAUUUAUAGAUACGGCUGAACUUUAUGAUUAUAUUGAAGAUAAAUGGGUUUAUACGACAUUAAAAGUGCCGCUAAAAAAUCCAUACGGGGUAUAA
This is a messenger RNA of Oppia nitens, 931 nucleotides long. RefSeq names its product kelch-like protein 17. Lineage: Eukaryota; Metazoa; Arthropoda; Arachnida; Sarcoptiformes; Oppiidae. The transcript has 8 exons. Gene Ontology annotation, molecular function: protein binding. The record is from RefSeq and is a predicted model, not a curated record. Bases 98 to 931 code for a protein of 277 amino acids.